GAGGGUUGGGGGUCCCUGGGGUGGCUGGGGGUCCCUGUGUUGCAUUGGGGGGUUUUGGGGUCCCCAGGAAGCCGCCGCCCCCCUGCGCACCCAGGUCGACCUCGGCUGCAACUUCUUCGUUACUGCAGAAGUCCCGGACCCGCAGCGUGUGUUUGUGGCCCUGGGCUACGGGUUCUACGCGGAGCUGACGCUGCCCGAGGCCCUUCGGCACCUGGAGCGCCGCAGCCGCCUCCUGCAGCGGCUCAGUGACUCCCUGACCCGGGAUGGGGCCAAGAUCCGGGCGCACAUCCGGCUGGUGCUGGAGGGCCUGCGGGAGCUCCAGGGGCUCCAGGAUCCCCCCGCCACCUCCGAGCCCUGAUGGACACCCGGGCCCUCCUCUCACCCAUGUAUCGUGUGUGUAAACCUGGAGUAAAGAGCUUUUUGUAACCCUGGA
Messenger RNA from Neopelma chrysocephalum (saffron-crested tyrant-manakin), 433 nucleotides. RefSeq names its product ubiquitously expressed prefoldin like chaperone (gene UXT). The annotation marks the transcript as partial. Gene Ontology annotation, molecular function: transcription corepressor activity. The transcript has 4 exons. The record is from RefSeq and is a predicted model, not a curated record. Gene Ontology annotation, biological process: negative regulation of transcription by RNA polymerase II. Lineage: Eukaryota; Metazoa; Chordata; Aves; Passeriformes; Pipridae.